GCCACGAUGAUGGCGGGCCCAGAGACAGUGCUGACCGCACGUCGCGGCAUCCAGGUCAGCUACACACUGGUUUAGUCUUACAACAACUUUACAACUUAUUUCCCCAUUUUUUGACGCAUGUGUGACCUGCCGUGAACAUGCCCCAAUAAUGGCGCAGGAACAGAUCUAUUCUCUGAUUGAUGACGAUGACUCUCAUCUGAUGUCAAGGAGAUGAUGCCCUGCCCACCUUACUCAUCCCCGGGUAGCUAUGGUGGGCAUCAGAGAUACCCUCAACAGACUUUCUUUGAUGAUCAGAUCAAGGUGGAGCGUGUCAGUUUUCUAGAGGGAGGCAACUGCAGCGGUCAGUCGCAGCCAGCAAAUGUGUCCCAGCAACAGCUCAGCGUGCAGCACUCCAUCCAUCAAGCACAGGGAGGUCAGUGAGCUGACCUACGCUCAGGCCAUCCUCAAACAGGCCUCCAAGCUGACCAACUCAGGCGACCUUGACCGCUCCAGUGUCCUGAGGCUGGCCAAGGCUUACGUCACCCUGCAGCAUGGUCUGCAGUGCUGGGAGAACUUUGGCCAUCAGAGCAAAUGGUGGCCAGACUACCUGGACGGUGGCCGACUUACACUUGCUGCUCAGGAGACGAUGAACUGUUUUGUGCUGAUCAUGACGUCCCGUGGGAAUGUUGUCUACAUCUCUGAUGCUGUGGAGGCUCUGCUGGGACAUGACCAGUUAAAUUUGGUUGGACGCUCCAUAGAUACAUUGGUCCACCCUGAUGAAAUUCCUGUACUGGAGGCACAGUUUCCCAUGAUGAUUAGUUCAACAGGUCGACCUACCCUCCAGAGGUCUUUCUACAUCAGGAUGUUGAAUGCCAGAAGGUCAGGGCCACAGCACCAGAAGUUUGAACUAGUUCACAUGGUGGGACAUGUGCAGGACGUCUCACUGGCCACUGGUCAGCCUGGUCAAGGUCAGAGAGAAACCUGGCUGAUGUGUGCCUGUCGUGUCAUGAGCCCUGUCAUAGAGAAGGAAGGCAGUAGCGCCCCCUACACAGAGUGGGUCUCACACAACGCCUUGGACGGAAAAAUUAUUUACAUGGAUGCCAGGUCAUGUCAAAUAACUGGCUAUCUCCCUAACGAGGUUGUAGGUCAGUCGACCUACUGCUUCAUUCAUCAAGAUGACCAGGAACAUGUAGCGUUUAGUCACAACCAAGCUUUAAUCAAUGUGGGCGGGUCCAGCUGUACGUACAGGAUGUACCGGCGCAGCAACGACCUGGUGUAUGUCCACACCACCACACAACUGGCCAGAGACAAGCACAGCAACAAACCUAAGUUUCUCUUUUGUAUCAACCACAUUGUUGAUGAGCAGGAAGGGAAGCUGCAGGUGUCGCGCCACCAGCAGGAGCUGAUGUGGGAGAAGUCUGACCCCUCCAUCAAGUACAGCAUGACAGACAUUGAGAGGACCGUCAAAGCUCUAGAGGUGGAGGGGGUCAACUCCCCCCCACUGGUCUCCAAGGGCGGCAUGAAGAUGAGCAAGUUGACUGACAGCUGUGCUGCAGAUGGGGGGGACCUGCUGAGCAUCCACAUCCCCGCCAUGAUGCGCUACCCCCCACUGGUUGUAAAGUCAGAGAAAGAUGAAAGCUUUGACCUGUGCCAAAGGGGGGUCCAGCAGAGGGGCGGGUACCCCCAGUACCAGCAUGCGUCCCUGGCCUCACCCCCAGACUACAGACAGCAGCAGGUGUACAGCAGGCAGGGCUACGGCUCCCACCGCCCCCACUACCAGCAGCAGAUGUCCCUGCCCAACGCCAUGUGUCACAGCAUGAUCUCCAGUGGCAGCGAGGUCACCAGCCCAGCCACCAGCACUGGCUCCUUCGUGGACUAUCUGUACGACAACUCUGCUUCACCCUCUGUACCAGCUGAUGUCUUCAAUGUUGAUGACCUGUUGAGCCCAGCUAUGCCCUCGGUGGGGCGGGCACGUGGAAGGGGCAGAACUCGCGGUAGACCUAGAGGAAGUGGACGAGGAGGGAGAGGUGUGACUAGAGGGGUGCGGGGAACACGAGGCCCCCGGGGCAGCCGAGGAAGUAGGGCACGUGGACGUGGGGCCAGCUCCCAGCUGAGUGAGGUGAUGGGGGCCAUCAAGAAAUCUGAGAGCAUGGUGUCCUGUGGCAGCAUGUCCCCCAUAUCCCGCAGCAACAUGUCCCCACGCAGUAACAUGUCCCCCAUGGGCAGUGAGCACAUGUUCCCCAGCCCCAGCUCCACCCUAGGGCUCCAAAGAUCAGGAUCUCUGACCAGUAGUGGCCAAGGUCUCCAGCCUGAUGAUGUCACCUCUACUGGCCUCCAGAGGAUGAUGUCAGAUGACAUGUUCCAGAGGAUGACGUCGCUAGAUGGCAUUGACAUGCUGGACACCAGCAGCCCCAGUGAGGAGCUAAUGUCCCCGCGCUCCUGGGGCCAAGAGAGGGCCCCCAGUGCACAGGUGUCCCCCUACAGGAGCAUGCAGAGAGAGCACGUGCCAGAGAAGCGGGUGGGGAGGCCCAGGGGGAGCGGCAAGAACCAGGACAGACAACUCCACCAUUGCGCCCAGUCCAUGGACGACCCCUCCAUGAACCUGGCUGGGUUUGGCUCCAACACCCCCAUGUACGGCCAUGAGUCCAGCUACCCCGGCCACCCCAGGUACCAGAGCGGCCAUGGAGGCCGGGGAGGCAACGUCAGCUCCACCUACCAGCCCAGCGGUGGCCGGGACCAGGAUGACUUCCAAAGGUCAGAGGGUCACAUGACCGCAGACACGCAGGAUCCAGAACAUUCCAUUUUGGGAAACUUGCUCAAGGGGAGAGGUGGGUCAAGUGGUGUUAAGUCACCUGACCACAUGGUGCUGGGGCGGGGCCACUCCCUGGACAAGGGGAGGUCACCAGGCAGCCUGUCAGCCAGGUCUCCAGCUCACUCCGUCAUGUCAGACACCGCCUCGCCCGUCUUCUCCCCAGAUCCCUGCCACUCACUGCCAUCUGUCAUUAAAGAUGAACCAAUGCUGCUGUCCUCCAUGGAGGAGUCGUCCUCACAGCUCUACCCCACUAGUGUCGUACAGCAGGAAGACUUGAGUGCUGAUCAAGGGCGCCAGAAAACCCUGGCGGAGCUGCAGAUGUUCUCCAGCCAGUUGCGGCAGAAGUUCAAGUCCCUGGAGCACAGCCUGAUCCAGCAGGAGAAGGUUAUCCAGGCCCUGGAGGGCAAGCUCAAGCAGGUGCCUAAAGACUCCAACCCUGACUCCAAGUACUCCACGCUCAACUCUAAGCUGGAGAUCAUCAAGACCAUGAAGGCCAAGCAAGAACUGGAUCUGAAAGCUGUUCAGUUCCAGGAGGCUAAAGUUAGACAGCAUCAGCAGCAGCUACACCAACAGCUGCAGCAACAGCUGCAACAGAGGCAGCUACACCAUCAACAACAGCAUCAACACCUACAACAGCAUCAACCACAGCUUCAACCACAGCACCAACCGCCACAGCAUCAGCAACAACCACAGCUUCAUCAACCACAACAACAGCAUCAACAACAGCAUCAACCGCCACAGCACCAACAACCACAGCAUCAGCAACAACCACAGCAACCCCUGGAUGUACAACGUCAUCGCUUGAGCUCCCCAGCCCCUACCAACACCCGUAGGAUGGCCAUCGUGCCGCCCAUCCAGCGCCAACCUACUGAGGGCGAGACACCCCUGGGGGAGAUGAAGCCCAGCCAACAGCCUGAGCCAGACUGCAGCAAGAUGUCCUCCCCACAGUGCACAGAGGGUGGUGGCUCCACAACUCCACUGGCCCGACACAACCCGCAGCAUGUAGAGUUUGCUGGAUCUCUGAAAACCACCCCCCCUCCACCCCCGUAUGGCGCCUUUGAUGGCUCCCUGUUCUCCUCCUCCGCGCCCGGCACCCUCAGCAUCUCUGUGUCCUCCAGCAACACGUCCCUGGCCUCCCCCAUCCUCUGUGACACGUCACCAGUGUCAGUUGACGAGUCCCCAAGUUGCGCCAGCGACGCCUCCUCCGGCUACCACAGCUUGUCUCAUGCCAACGAGGCCGUGACUGGUCAGUUUGUCAAAGCUUCCUGUCUGGACAUGCCAGCCCACUCCACCUACAACCCCGCCGGCCCCCUCCUCAACUCUGGCAAGUCUCCAGAUCUCCUGCCAUCCGCACAGGUCAGCAACCAAUCACCAUCCACCUAG
Molecule: messenger RNA, 4174 nt
Organism: Physella acuta
Lineage: Eukaryota; Metazoa; Mollusca; Gastropoda; Physidae
Biological process (GO): regulation of DNA-templated transcription
Source: RefSeq, a predicted model, not a curated record